GACUGCUGUUGUUGACACUCUGCACCUACAAAGAUGGAGAUAUUCCUGCUUUAAUCGCAAAAAAAUUGAGCUUAAGCUAAUUAUCUGUAACCAUAUCGCCAUGAUUAUUCAGUCAUAAUUUACAGUUUUGUCCUCUGGCGAUCAGUUUACUGUCGCUAACGGCUGCUCAUUUUACUACGUUGCUAACAGAGGCUAACAGAGGGAUUUAGCUAAUGAGUAAAACUGCUAAAAACCAGCUGGCAGAAUUAACGUUUCACAUUGAAGACGCACGUUUAUCAAAACUAGGCUGUUCAAUCGGGUUUGGACAUCCCUGAAAUCAAGAUGUCCGUAGAGCUAGAUGUGUUCGUUGGAAACACCACCAUCAUGGAUGAGGAGGUUUACCGGCUCUGGCUGGAUGGACACACGGUGAACGAUGCAGUGAAGGUGCGUAUGGACGGAGGCGUGCUGGAUGAGUGUGAGGCCAACGCAGAUGUUCUCCUUAGCGACACCAUGGACCAGUACAGGACUUUCCAGAUGUGUGAACGUCUGCUUCACAGUCCGGCCAAACUCGCAAACCAGCUGCUCUUCCAGAUCCCGCCUCACCGGCAAGCCAUGCUCAUAGAGAGGUACUAUGCCUUUGAUGAUGCAUUUAUACGUGAGAUCUUAGGAAAGAAACUCUCUAAAGGAACAAAGAAAGAUUUGGACGAUAUCAGUACCAAGACAGGUGUGACACUGAAAAGCUGCAGACGACAGUUUGACAACUUCAAACGUGUUUUCAAAGUUGUGGAAGAGCUGAAGGGACCCCUGGUGGAGAACAUACGUCAGCAUUUCCUUCUCUCUGACAAGCUUGCGAGGGAUUACGCUGCCAUUGUUUUCUUUGCCAACAACCGCUUUGAGACGGGGAAAAAAAAGCUGCAGUAUCUCACCUUCCAGGACUUUGCUUUCUGUGCCGGGCAGCUUAUCAACAACUGGACAGUUGGGGCCUUUGACAACAUGGUGGAAGACAUGGACGUCGAUCUCGAUAAAGAGUUUUUACAGGAGCUGAAAGAGCUGAAAGUUUUAAUCACUGACAAAGAUCUUUUGGAUCAACACAAAAGUUUGGUCUGCACAGCUCUUAGAGGAAAAGCUAAAGCUUUCACAGAGAUGGAAGCUAAUUUUAAAAAUCUCUCCAGAAACCUCGUCAACAUUGCCACUAAGUUAACAAACACCAAAGAUGUCAGAGAUUUCUUCAUUGAUCUUGUAGAGAAGUUCAUCGAGCCGUGCCGUUCAGACCGAUGGACAGCUGCGGACAUAAAACUUUACCUCACCCACUACACCAACUCUGCACACAUUCUGGACACCUUCAAACACCAGGCUGUGUGGGACAGAUACAUGGGCGUGAUCAAAAGCUGCAUCUUCAAAAUGUAUCACGACUGAGGCGUUUCCCUGGCCGCCUGCCUGCUCCUUUUUUUUGUUACUGGUUUGCCUGCCUCCUCUCUAAUGCUGUCAUUCUCUCUCUUCAGUUCUGCUUUCUCCGUUUGUUUUGGCAGUGAUCAUUUUUUUACUUUCCAUGUUGAAUUAUUGCCUCAUUCAUCGUUCAGUUUCUGUAAAGUUGGUUUGUAAAUAAAAUAAAAGCUUUACCACUGGA
Molecule: messenger RNA, 1606 nt
Organism: Girardinichthys multiradiatus
Lineage: Eukaryota; Metazoa; Chordata; Actinopteri; Cyprinodontiformes; Goodeidae
Gene: fibpa
Product: fibroblast growth factor (acidic) intracellular binding protein a
Exons: 11
Coding region: 322-1395 (357 amino acids)
Biological process (GO): platelet aggregation
Cellular component (GO): nucleus
Molecular function (GO): fibroblast growth factor binding
Source: RefSeq, a predicted model, not a curated record